Messenger RNA from Penicillium brasilianum, 504 nucleotides. The record is from the annotation of a GenBank genome assembly. Lineage: Eukaryota; Fungi; Ascomycota; Eurotiomycetes; Eurotiales; Aspergillaceae.
AUGGGAGCAGUUCGAAAGUCUACGUAUUCUGCACGACGGCCCGAUUUUCGGAGACAACUACAACGAGCCCUGAGCCUGUCCUCUCUUGAAACAGAGGAGACUCAUAGUGCGUCAAAGUCAUCCGCUGGUGACACUACCGAGGACCAGCUAUCAAUUCACUCGGAGAACGAUGGAUCUAGCGCGCAAAGCGGCAGUGUUGGAUGUAACCACGAAGCCCAGAUUGAUCCUGCGCUGUUUUCGACUGCUCGAGAUGUGGAAAAGAUUGAAGGUCGGAGAGAUCUUCCUGAGGAUCGCGACCUGAUUGCCUUGGAAUGUGUUGCAGAGAUUGUGGAAUCCUCCAUGAAUAACCAAGAAAGCCUGAAUGAAGUGGUCCGCAGUGAUUUGGCGAACAUCCUCAGUCGAUUGGCUAUUAUGGAGGAGAAUUUCAGCAAGGCCGAUCCAGACGAGAGGCAGGCUUCUUCGGAAAAUCGUCAAACCGAGCGAAGACGGUUUUCGAGACGAUAA